GUCCCUUGAAGCAAACCUUGGUGUGCCCUGACAUGUUCACUUGUGCAUGUGCCUGGACAGAAGAGUCACACAGGAAUACCUGGCUCUGAUUGGGAAUCUGUACUUUUCGUUUGGUUGGAUUCUUUCGGACCUUUUCCUUCUUUUUACCUGUGAUACAUAUGAUAUUGGAAUAAUGACCCAGACCACAGACAUGAAGAACCAGGAGGCAGACCUCAUGAACCUGCUGCUUAGCAAUACAGACGAAAACCUGGGUGGCCACAGCAACCAACCAUGGACAAUUGCGGUCCACGAGCACCUGCACCCUGGCGAUGACCUCCUGGAGUCCCUUCUGGGCGGCUGCGGCGGCAGUGAGGGUGUGUCCUCGGCCCCCGCCUCCCCGCUGUGGUCCCCCUCCGCCAGCGACAGCGGCGUCAGUGACAGCCACCCGUGGGACCUGCUGGACAGCCCCCGCCACCACGCCAGCCUGCCCAGCUUCAGCGGCUCUUACCAGGCCGGGCCGCCCCCCCACCAGGCCCCCCCCAUGGCUGACCUCCCCCCCAGCUUGUGUGCGGGGACAUGGGGGGCCCCAGAUGUCUCUAUUGAUCUAGGCUGCAUGGAACCAGAGGUCAUCAGAGAAAAUCUGGGGAUCGCCUACUAUCUCACUGCUCCUCCCACCUCAAUGCAUCCCACUAACCAAACGCCUACAGUCAAAGACCUGCUGUUGACUAACCUCGGACAGAAGUCUCAGCCAAACUGCCAGCCUUCCUUGCAGGGGUUAGUUCUUGAUGAGGAUGAGAAGAAGCUCCUGGCUAAAGAGGGAGUAAACCUUUCCAACAAGCUCCCCCUGUCUAAGCAUGAGGAGAGGGUCUUAAAGAAGAUCCGGCGGAAGAUCCGGAACAAGCGCUCGGCUCAGGAGAGUCGGCAGAAGAAGAGGGAAUACAUCGACAGCCUGGAGGGAAGGAUGUCGGCCUGCAGUGAAUACAACUUGGAUCUUCAGAGGAAGGUCCAUCAGCUGGAGCAUAGCAACAACUCACUGCUGGAGGAGCUGAGCAGACUCCAGGACCUGGUAGGAACCAGUCCUAGAAGUGGUCCUCCGACGGGCACCUGCCUUCUGGUGCUGCUCCUCUCCUUCUCCCUCAUCCUGUCUGUGAGUCUGCAGCCCAACAGCUCCAGCCAACGCAGAGUCUACACAGACGCCAAAGUGCCCUCUCGCAGCCUGCUGUCGGUGGCCGGCCCAGUGGAUGGCCCUCUGUCCACGGGGGUGGGGGCUUCAGCCAGCCUGAUGGAGAAGCUGUGGGGGCGGACGGACAUCUUGACAAGCCAUGAUCAGGAACACAACCACAAAGCUGGCCCCUGACCCCAGCGUCGUCGUCCCCCGCCCCCCACCCCGUGAAUGUGAACAUCUGAGGACAGUCUAUCUGAGGACAGUGUGUUGAGGACGCUGUCAGGAGCGGAGCUGGAGAGACGGCCCGCAGCAUCCCAUUGAGGGAUUAACGGGGCACCAGAGACACAGCUGUGGCAACAACCGCUCACUGACGGAGCGCAUAUCGUUUGAAAUCGCUGGAUAUAAUUUGGCAUUAAGAUGCACGGAUGUAAUAUCUGAAAGAUUUGGGUGUUGGGUGAUGAAAACAUUGCUGCCUUAAUGUGAACACUGCUUUGCUCAAAUCUAAGUUGCCAGGUGACCAGAUGCAGGCAAGGUCGUGGCCGGACGCUGGCUGGCUUUCUAAUGAAGGUCACCAGACUGAUCCCUGUGGCUCGCUAACACACCUGGUGACCUGACGUGGUCAGCUCUAGUCCUUGAUGUGUCAACGAAGCCAGAGAUAAAAAGAAUUUACCUGGACUUUCCCAUUUAUUUUACAUUCAGGUCAAACCGAAUUGACUCCGAUAACAGACAUUUCCAUGAUGUGCCUUGUUUUGGUGAACCAUUCUGCUUCAUUGACAAUUCCACAAAUUAAUUCUAAACAGAUGAUGAUAUACGUGAUGACGAUGGUAAUGCGGUGGAGGUGUUGUUAUUGUCACCAUGGAUAUUGUUAUUGCAUGAGCGUACCAGCAUGAGGAGAACUGAGAGGAGCACAGCUAGAACAAAGACAAAUCUGUUGUCGCACUUCGAGAAGAGCUUUUUUGUCUGUUUUCCUUUACUGUCUGUCACCAACUCAAUCCUGCGGUUUAAACAAGAAGACUCGCCAUUAUUUCUGCUAGCGCUGCGUGAGCGUCAGGGUUUGCUGGAGUCUGUCCUAGAUUCUAUUCAAGCAUCGCAAAAAAACCCUCACAUCGUCCCUGUCCUAGUUUCAUGGUAGCUCAUCACAUCGGAGAUGGGAGAUGUAUGUAGUACCGGUGAGAUUGUUUGUAUACCCUAAACCUUCCUUCCCUGCAGACUGUGACCUUGGGUUAACAUUUUUUAUUGCUAAAGGUUGUAGUUAUGCACGUUCCAAGCAGCAUGGAGAACAUGGAAUGUUCUUCAUUCAUCUCGGCCUCACGUUGGAGAUAACGUGGGACGCACGCAGCGGAUUUGAAUAAUGGGUGACGUUGGUGUGACAUUUAAUGAUAACAAGAUUUUAUUUGAUGUUUUGAAUAAAUGAAUGUUGGGA
Messenger RNA from Gadus morhua (Atlantic cod), 2567 nucleotides. Its product is annotated as cyclic AMP-responsive element-binding protein 3-like protein 3-A. The transcript is spliced from 10 exons. Gene Ontology annotation, cellular component: nucleus. Bases 47 to 1336 code for a protein of 429 amino acids. Gene Ontology annotation, biological process: regulation of transcription by RNA polymerase II. Lineage: Eukaryota; Metazoa; Chordata; Actinopteri; Gadiformes; Gadidae. The record is from RefSeq and is a predicted model, not a curated record. Gene Ontology annotation, molecular function: DNA-binding transcription factor activity, RNA polymerase II-specific; RNA polymerase II cis-regulatory region sequence-specific DNA binding.